AUGUCUGAACAGGAGGAUUCGAAGCAGAUGAGUGAGCAGGAAGAGAAUCGGCGGAUUUCGGUGCAGGUGUCAUCACUAUCCACACAACUAAUAGAAAGCAUCGACAAACAGUCGCGGUUAGAGGAGCAGCUCCAGCACGCGAAAAAAGCGCUAGCGGCGCAAAAGGAUGUUGUAAAACAGUGCGAGAGCGCAAGGGGGGAGGCGCAACAGCUUCGGAGUCAACUCGCGGAUCGGGAUACGGAGCUUGAGAGGCAGGGCGAGGAGCUUGAGGAGGCCCGGAAGGCGCGAUUGGCAGCGGAGCUGGCUGUGGAGCGGUUGAACAAGGAGAUCGAGGAUCUCACGACAUCGCUAUUCGACGAGGCGAACCGGAUGGUGUCGAAGGCGCGCAAAGAGAAGCACGUGGUGGAACAGCACAAUGCGCGUCUUCAGGAACAACUACGGGAGAAAGACAUGCUAUUAGACACGCUUACAAUCCAGCUGAAGAACCUAAAGGAUGUGUUGUACAAGGUGGAAGAUGAGCAAAAUACUCGGAGUCGGCGCCAGUCGGUGAUGGACAGUGUCAACCCCUCGCACACGUCACUCGACGUGGACGGGUACGCAUCUGCGUUUGACAAUAUGCUAUCAUCGGGGCUUCUAUUUACGCCGGCGGUGCAAUCUUUGCGGUACGACAUUCCUAUGUACACUGAAUAUUUAAGGUUCCUAGCAGUGUUGCCUAUGUGUAAGAGCAUCCGAGAUACCAGGCACGAUUCGAAGUUUUUGAGAAGGUUGGUAUCUGACGAAAUACAGCCAGUGUUGCGGUUGGACUCAGCGACAGGCUUGGGGUGGUUGGUGCGUAGAAACUUAAUGAAUCUGAUGAUAGAAGGCCUCGUCGUCGUGGAACCCCUUAGCGGCAUUAAUGAAACCUACCGCAUGGGCUAUGCAUCUCCUCAAACCCAUUCUCAUAGUAAAUCUAGUGAACCUGCAGCGGUUAAAAUGUUUACCUAUCCUGUUAAUUCGCCGCCCGUGGCAAUCGAAGCACCAUGUGCCUUUUGCUCAGAGGCGCGCAAUGAUAUUCUCGAACAUGGACGUUUGUAUGUGCUCAAGACACUACAGAAAACAGAGACCGGUGAGCUUCUUACCGAAAACCAGUAUCCAUUGUGCCAUUUCUGCCUCCUCAAAGUCAGGCAGACAUGUGAGAUAUUUGCCUUUUUAAGGUCAUUGAAAACAGGUUCUUGGAACUUAGAGAACGUAACUCUCUCCUGUGCAAAACAAGAGAGCGAUGCUUUUACACAGAUUCCUAAUAGUGUUCAAGCUUCACCAGUUAUCCAUAGGGAUGAGAACAGUAUUACCAGUUCAAGCAAACGACUAAGUUUCAUGAGUAGUCUAUCAAGAGUAUCCACAACAAGUAAGACCACACCUAGGAUAGAGGCUGUGACAGAUUUUAAUGAAAAGAAAGGGCUACCUCCAACCAAUGUCCAGAGAUCAUGGGUUCACUUAUGCAAACUACGCGCAUCCUUGCAUUGGUCUCACAUCGGCGUGUGGACACUUGAUGACGCUGUACAAACAAAGGUUGUCCCUCUCUCACCGGAAGACAAGAUAUCCUCGGUUUCCAGUGAGUCAAUAUCGCCACAGGAUUGGACAAAACUACCUUCGCCGCAAUCAGUUGAAAACUCCUUUAUCUUCCAGAAAGAGGACGAAAUCGAAGAAGGCUUUGAUUUUGAACACGGCGAAGAUACGAUAGACACACUUAAAGCCGCUCCCACCCAGAAAGAUAAAUCAUCUACACAGUCUGAAGAUGAAACUGCGCAGAACAUCAAUAAAAAGGAAACUAGCCUAGAAGCGCCUGUUGUUUUGACGGAUAGGUCAAAGAAACAGGCAACGCAGCUACUUCCGGCUACACAGGAUGACGAAGCCACGGAACCGCCACUACCGAAAAUAGCAGCUGGUUCAGCAUCACCUCCUAAAUCUGAUCGGGGUCUAUGUCCCGUAGAGAAGCCAGACUUGGUUGCUACAGAGUCUCAUGAUUCCGUAUCCUCUAGCAAAAGCAAGCCAAAGGGGGAAGACGUGCUAACUGACGUGACUGAUUCAUCAGAGCACGAUACCAAUGAAACCCACAGCUCGUAUCAUGAAGCAAAGGAGUCCUUAAGCAAUACUGAAGGUACAAUAACCUGUUAG
Messenger RNA from Eremothecium gossypii ATCC 10895, 2154 nucleotides. It is a transcript of the gene SEC2, whose product is annotated as guanine nucleotide exchange factor SEC2. Gene Ontology annotation, biological process: exocytosis. The coding region runs from base 1 to 2154 and encodes 717 amino acids. Gene Ontology annotation, molecular function: guanyl-nucleotide exchange factor activity. The transcript has a single exon. The record is from RefSeq and is marked provisional. NCBI's taxonomy places the organism in Eukaryota, Fungi, Ascomycota, Saccharomycetes, Saccharomycetales, Saccharomycetaceae. Gene Ontology annotation, cellular component: Golgi to plasma membrane transport vesicle; cell tip.